AUGAAUGAAUUUUUUGAUUGGUAUGUAUCAACCUUUAGAGUGCAGGUACAGGAAGGCGUUUAUCUCGCAAAAUCAGAGAUCGACGAUCCAAAUAGUGGAUAUGGACUGUAUAUGGAUAAAACCCUGAUUAAAGAUAAUAAAGAGGACAAUAAGGAAACCAUACCAACAAUUUCUCAGCCCUUAUUAAAAAUUCCUAAAGAGUAUACGUUUAAUAUACACUCAAUAUUAGCUACAAUCAAUGAUAAAACGCUAUACCCAAAUAAUGAUGUUUACGAUCGUUCAAGUAAAAAAAUAAAAGAAGUUUUCAAAUCAUUCUUAGAAAAUUCUAAUAUGAGUGACAUUUUUUCAGAAACAAUAUUACUGACGUUUUACUUUAUACUAUUUUAUUAUUUGCAGGAAGAUUACAACGUUCCUGAGCUUUGUGUCAAAUAUUUACAUGAUAUUCUCAUAUCAACAGAGGUGAAUAACCCUAUUACUAGACCUAAAUUCUAUCUUCAAUCUUAUAGCCACUAUCCCAAUAUUAUAGCAAAUACGAUGGUUGUUGAUAUGUUUACGAGUUUUUUUGAAUUUGAGUUAGAUAUUGAUUCAACCACAGGUAAGGAUGUUAUACGACAAAUAUACGCCGCCAUCACAUCUAGAGUUCUAGAAAUUCCACAUGAAAUCUCCAAAGAUUCAGAAGACUUUACUACAAAUACUACUUUAGUACCAAUUUUAGAUUUUGUUAAUCAUUCUUCAGUUUCUCCUUGUUGUGCGUUUGAUAUCGAUAGAAGUACAGGUGAGGUAACAUUGAAACUUCGAGAUUCAUUUGAAGAACAAACUAGCAAGACAAGAAUGGAAUUAUUUAUUCAAUAUUCUGAUAUCGUUGAAUACACUUCUUUUAAUUUUACUUAUGGGUUUAUUCCAGAAGUUAAGAAGAGUACCCCUUGCUAUUUUAAUUUAUCAAUUGAAAGGAAUUGCAUUCCAAAACAAUACAGGAAGUUUUAUAAAUGGUUCAGUGUUAAUCCAGUGAUGCAAUUCUGCAAAGAUAAAGAAAAGGAUUCAUGGUUCAUAAAUACAACUUUGGAAGAAUAUGAAGAACUGUUACUGCCUUUUAUGACUGACUCUUCCCUAAAGGAUGAAGAAAUUUGGUCAUACAAUAAUAAUGCUUACAGAAGUUUUGCAAAUUUUUAUUCGGUAAUGGAUAAAGAUAGAAAUGUAGCUGACCUUAAUAAAAUAUGUAAAAACGAAAUAACAAGAAGGGAACAAUCCAAAAAUGACGUAAUUGGACUACCACAGUUUGCAUGGACUCUCAGAUUUAAAGAUAGGAAUGGAAAAUUAAUGAAAAGAAGAGUUAACAAACAAAAGGCAUUAGAAAACUUUAGAAGCUUGUCCACUGAAGAUCAGGAGAGUACAUGUAAAGUCUUUGAGAUAUUUUUACAAAAUUAUAUAGGCGAGAGACUAAAAAAAUUGGAAGAUAUAGUAAACAAUAAUUCUGAAAAAGUGAUUCUCGACGAUAACAAAAAUGAAUGCCAAUCAUUUAUAGAUUUGUGCAAUAUUGAAAUUCAAAUACUCAAUCAAGUGAUAUCAACGGACCUAACAUCUUUAUUGAGUAUCACAACUCCGAUACAACAAGAAUUGGAAGUGGUCCCAUUACCACCAUUAAUUAAUCUUUAUGAAGAAGAAGAAGAAGAAGAAGAAGGUAUAGUUAAAGUUAACGACGACAAUGAGAUUAACAUUAUUGAUGAAUGCCAAGAACUCUCCUUACACGAUUAUAACGAGCUUGACUACACCGAUUUUGUGACGCAAGAACAAGAGGAAUUUUCUCAUUACUUCUUGUAG
Molecule: messenger RNA, 1818 nt
Organism: Maudiozyma saulgeensis
Lineage: Eukaryota; Fungi; Ascomycota; Saccharomycetes; Saccharomycetales; Saccharomycetaceae
Source: the annotation of a GenBank genome assembly